AUGCGUGAAUCGCGACACCAAAAAUUCGUGUGGACCAUCCGUCACGAUUGCGCACUUGUAGACUCAGUGCUGGCGCUGGGAGACAUGCUAGCGGAUCCCAUCCGUUCAUAUCCAAGAACCAAGUUUUGGGCAAGUGUGAGUGAUGAGCUGCAUCUGACGCAUCAAUUGGCACGCAACAGUCGGCAAUGCCGGGACCGUUUCAAUCUAUUGUUCUCACGCGCAUUGCUGGUACCUGCAGAACUGCGGCGAUCACCCCCAUUGUCUUCGAAUCCGCUGCCUGCCAGCGUUGCUGCCGGGCCUAUAUCACGUGGGACGGUAUACGACGAGUCAUCAGAGGCUGACUUACCCAUACCGUCAGAAAUGGUACUUGAGUCCAGACUACAAAUGUGCGUGCGACGGUUUCGAUUUGGCAAUGGAAGAAGCCUGGAGCUGAACAACAGCGGCAAUCUCAAUAAUAAUAUCAACAACAACAACAACAACAACAACAGCAGCAACAACAGCAAUAAUCUUAGCAUCAUCAACGCGAGCAACGCAGCAGCAGCAGCAGACCGUCUCGCUACCACCAUUGCUUCACAUGGCCCGGUUCUGGAAAGCCCACCGCCACCACCGCGAACGGGAGCUCUUCAUGAACUAAUACACCCACCGGAUUCGCCAUCGCAGACGACCGUAGCACGGCCGGAAGCACGGUUUGCGGAUCUGGCCCUCAUACACUCACAGCUGCACCAUGUGCAUUCUGUGUUGGGCACACUCACGACAGAUGUAGCACAACUCAAGGCUCAAGUUACGCAAUUGCAGCAGUGUCUUUCGCAGCGUGACGGCGGUGACGAGAGCGGCUGUGCUAAGCAAGAAUGA
Molecule: messenger RNA, 852 nt
Organism: Lachancea sp. 'fantastica'
Lineage: Eukaryota; Fungi; Ascomycota; Saccharomycetes; Saccharomycetales; Saccharomycetaceae
Source: the annotation of a GenBank genome assembly